AUGGCUUUGGGUUUCUUGGCCCGUUUCGGUGCCGUCUUCUUGUUCGGCUGCGCGCUUGCCUCCGAUGUCAACGACUUGGAUGCUUCGCUGGACCUGGAUGGGGAGUGCGACGGCAGCGGCACCUGUGCUUUGAGCGCAGUGCAGAUGAGAGGCGCCCAGCAGUCGGAGUUGGACUUGGAGAAGUCCGAGGAGCUUUCUGCGGGGCUCGAAAAGGUAGAGUGGGCUGCUGGCUGCCCCGCCGGCUACGAAACAGGUCCGAAUGGCAUGUACUGCUUCAGGAACAAAUGUCCUGGGCCGAAAGCAGUGAUGUAUUCGAUGAUGGACUGCUCAGUUUACCGGAAUUGCAGAAUCGGUUUGCUGGAGGAGGGUGCAGAGACUGCAGAGUCCACAGAGGCUGCUGUGGACACCAUGGAGGAUGCGGUCGAAGCAGAUGAGUCUGGCUGUCCACCGGGCCUGCCUUAUAUGGCGGAUGGCCGGUGCUUCCGCACGCUCUGCGAUUGGCCGCAGUCUGACAUCUACACGAUGGCCACCAACUGCAACUUCUACCGCGGCUGCUUCAUUCCUCCUCCCGUCUAUCCGCCCAACAAGAUCCGCAGGUUCUGGCCCUUCACGGCGCUGGUCAUCGCCACGCUCCUGGUCUUCGGUGCGCUUCAUGAGGUGGCGGGCCAGUCUGAGGGCAACUUUUGGAACGAAGCCAGCACCUCUGAGCCCGAGCACUUCGAAACCCACUAUCAGAUGGUGCGCCGCUUGCACCUCGAUGCUGCAGAGGAGCAGCUACCGCCGUUGCCUCCGCUGGUCUCUGCUGGGGCCACGUCAACCAGCGCCGCAGCAAUUCAGAACACUAGCGUGACGACGACAUCGGCUGCGACGUCACCCACGAGCAGUAGCAUGACCACCAGCGAGACCACGACGCCGGUGGAGACUUCAACUAGCAGCACAGCCGAUGAAGCUGCCAACGAGACCACGACGCCUCAGGCAUCUUCGACCACGAGCAGUAGCAUGACCACCAGCGAGACCGCGACGCCGGUGGAGACUUCUACUAGCAGCACAGCCGAUGAAGCUGCCAACGAGACCACGACGCCUCAGGCAUCUUCGACCACGAGCAGUAGCAUGACCACCAGCGAGACCACGACGCCGGUGGCAUCUUCAACCACGAGCAGUAGCAUGACCACCAGCGAGACCACGACGCCGGUGGAGACUUCAACUAGCAGCACAGCCGAUGAAGCUGCCAACGAGACCACGACGCCUCAGGCAUCUUCGACCACGAGCAGUAGCAUGACCACCAGCGAGACCACAACGCCGGUGGCCACAUCGAGCAGUGGCACAGCCGAUGAAGUUGCCAGCGAGACCACGACGUCUCAGGUUGCAACGACGACAACCACUACUAGCACAGCAGAGCCGCCCACCAGCGCUCCCACGACGUCUGCAGCCACGACAACCACCAGUACUAUCAGUACGGCCGCUCCCGAGAACACGACGGUAGCUGCCACUACCACCACCAGCACCACGGGGCAAAGCACCACGGAGGUGUGGGGUGCCUGGACGAAGGGGGGAGAUGAAGUCGAAGACAAGGUGACGGAGAAUGUCACGGAGGGGCCAAACGCAACCGAUGUGGCUUCUGAGGCUGGCGAGGCCGUGAAAGCUGCCGGUGCCGCAGCCAAGGCCAUUUGGGAUGGCCUGACGGGCUCGGGCAACGCCUCUGAAGUAGCCAACUCCACGGCCGCAGCAGCAGAAGCUGUCACAGAGGCAGCGAAGACGGCGGCGCAGGCCAUUUUUGGGCCCUCAGGCCCGAAGACGACGGUCCAGGUCACCAUCGAGGCCAACUCCGUUCCCGAGGAGGAGUACCUGACCACUGGCGUUCAAGUGAAGCUCAAAGCCACCAUGCAAACGUUGGCAGAGGAGCUGGAUGCGGAGGCGGGCCACGCCGAUGCAGACACCGAGUUGAAGCUGCGAGUGAUGGCAAUGGAUGCCGUGAGGCAGAGUCGUGGCCUGCUGGAUGGCACCAUGAUGCGUCUGGUGGCCUUCAAUUGCUCCGCCCCGGGGCUCCGGAGCUUCGAGCUGAGCACGGGCGUGGACCUGCAGAAGGCUUUGCACGAGGUCACGACGACGGUGGACGGAGUUUGUGUCCUGAAAGGCAGUCCCAAAGCUGCCGACGUCGAGGCGCAGAAGGUGUUGGACACCGCGCUGCUCCAGGCAGUGGCGCGCCAGCACGCAGCAGCGCUGAGCGAGACGAACAAAGCAGUGCGCCAUGCGCACACGGCGCUCAAGCAGUUGCAGUCCGAGGCACUUCAGAUGCAGCCGAAUUCGACCCUGCUUAGGGCCGUGAAAGAGGUCUUGGAAUCUCACCGCAACAGCUCGGAGUCCCUGGCCAAGGCUAUCGAGAAGGUGAAUGCCACGAUGGCACCCAAGGCAAAGCUCAUCCGGACUCAGAUGCGGAUGAAGCUGCUCGAACGCCUCCGGGUGCAUCGGAAUCUGGCCCUCUUUGGCCUUCAGGGGACCCUGGAGGCGGGGGCUCGCUUCGCAGGCGGCUUGCGCAAGGUGCUGCCGGUUCCGAGCCUCGGUGGCUGGGCUGUGCAACUCGGGGAGGCGGAGAUGGGAGUCAACAGGACGCUGGAGGCCUACAACUCCUUCCGCGCAGCAGCUGCCGCUGCAGAGAACGCGAAGGUCGAGGCAGAGACAGUGAAAGUGGAAUCCGAGAAGGCCAGCGAGGCUGCAUCGGAGUACGAGGCUGUCGCGCAAAACCGGAGCCUCGAGGCGCAGAAGAUGCGGGACGCGAUGAAUGUGCCAGGAGCCGUAGUCAACACCACGGAGAUUGACAUUUUGGACGGCGAGGCCAAAGCAGCCUCGGACGCCGCAGGCAGCCAGAAAAGGGAAGACGAGCAACUGCAGCUCCUCUACCAGGAGCUGCUCCAGGAGGUUGCUGGCAACCUCAGUCAGGAAGUGGCCAUGGCAAAAACAGUGGAGGGGUCCCUCGAGGCCGUUGUUGGUGCUUCCAUGGUCGCCGACCUCCAAUCGGCUGGUGCAGCCGAACUCGCCAAGACCUCCCUGCGUCACAUGAACGCGAGUAAGCAUCGGCCCGUCUCUCUCCUGGACAUCCAGGGAGCUGGAGAGGCUGGCAACGUCACGGUGCACGUGGACAUCUUCAGCCAGAAUGCCAGCGAGAUCCACGAGGUCAUCGAAGCGCUGGAGAGGAGGCUCAAGGCCACGUUCAUCUCGGACUUCGCAGCAGCAAUCCGAAUGCGCUCGCAAGAGAACGCAACGGCUGGUCACCUGAAGAUGUCCGCCCUGGUCGGAAGUUUAGAUUCCGCAGUGAUCGGGGAUGUGGCCAACACGACGGCCGAGACGAUCCACGAUGUGUUGGGCAAUGUCGUCACGGACAUCCAGAAGGUCCAGAUCGCCGGCCUUCCGAAUGUCUCAGGGGAGGGGUUACCGAUCCAUGCGCCGAGCCCUGCAGACGAGGCUCCAUCCACCGAGCCCCCAACGGAGGAGGAGGCGCAGGCAUCGUCACUGGGCUCUCCCCAUUCUCACGGAUCAGUCCGGGGCCCCUGGAGCUUCGUGGGACUCGUCGGCAUCGCCGUGCUGGGCGUGCUGGGCUUGCUGCUGGUAAUCGUGAACAGAUGCACCGGCUGA
Messenger RNA from Symbiodinium sp. CCMP2592, 3630 nucleotides. The record is from the annotation of a GenBank genome assembly. Lineage: Eukaryota; Dinophyceae; Suessiales; Symbiodiniaceae.